UUUAGGUUUGGAGGAGGGGCGUGAGCGCGCGGGAAAUCGGGCGGGAAGCGAGAGGGGAAAGAAAAAAAAAAGGCUUAGGGCGCGAGCCUGUUGGUUCCUGUUCUCAGUCGCGCGGCCCGGGGACCGCUGUUGCGCGAGAGGAAGGCGGGACGCCCAGUUCUGUCCCUUAAGCAUACAACUGGAUUUGGUUUAUUCAUUUUGAGAGUAUCUUUUAACAGGGCCAUUUCUGAACAGAAGAGAUAACAAUUACUCCACUGAACAAGCUGUUCCAAAUCCUGUCAUCAAAUCCUAUGUUCCUGUUCCAGAUGGUAACACAUACACAAUUUCUUUUAUUUUAAAAGAAUGAAUGUAACUAAUAUUGCAUUAAGAGUUGAAACCUGGCUUUUAGCUACGUGGCAUGUUAAAGUACCUCUAAUGUGGUUGGAAGCUUGUGUUAACUGGGUUCAAGAGGAAAAUGAUAAUGUUAAUUUGAGUCAGGCACAAAUGAAUAAACAAGUAUUCGAGCAAUGGCUUCUUACUGAUCUGAGAGAUUUGGAACACCCUCUUUUACCUGAUGGCAUUUUGGAAGUUCCAAAAGGAGAACUGACUGGAUUUUUUGCUCUGCAGAUUAAUUCAUUGGUUGAUGUCAGUCAGCCUGCAUAUUCCCAGAUACAGAAGCUGAGAGGAAAGAACACAACGAAUGACCUAAUUACAGCUGAAACACAGGUCACCCCAAAACCUUGGGAAGCAAAACCUUCACGCAUGUUGAUGCUACAGCUAACUGAUGGAAUUGUACAAAUACAGGGAAUGGAAUAUCAGUCUAUUCCAGCUCUUCAUAGUGAUCUUCCCCCAGGUACAAAAAUUUUGAUUUAUGGAAACAUUUCUUUCCGCCUUGGCGUGCUCUUAUUGAAGCCAGAAAAUGUGAAGCUGUUGGGAGGAGAAGUAGAUGCUCUUUUAGAAGAAUAUGCCCAAGAAAAAGUACUUGCAAGAUUAAUUGGGGAACCUGAUCCUAUAGUUUCAGUUAUACCAAAUAAUCCUAACCAAAGCAUCCCAGGAAUUACAGAUGUUCUAGAUCCUGCAUUAGGACCUUCUGAUGAAGAACUCUUGGCAAGUCUUGAUGAAAAUGAGCUUGCAGCAAGUAAUGAUACCUCCUUAGACAGAAGAUUUUUCAGUACAGAUAGUUCUUCAAAUACUAUUCCCACAAGGCAGUCAAGCUUUGAACAACAAGAUAUUAUUUCUCCAAAACCAAAAGAGAAACCACCAGAUCCAUCCAUGUGUUUCACUGAUGAGGAAUUAGAUGACUUUUCACUGGAGGAGGCCUUGCUUUUAGAAGAAACUGUCCAGAAAGAACAAAUGGAAACUGAAGAAUUGCAGCCACUGACUUUGAACAGAACCCCAGAUGAAAGUAUAGAGAUAGUUUCACAAAUGGAAACUGAAGAAUUGCAGCCACUGACUUUGAACAGAACCCCAGAUGAAAGUAUAGAGAUAGUUUCACAAAUGGAAACUGAAGAAUUGCAGCCAUUGACUUUGAACAGAACCCCAGAUGAGAGUAUAAUAGAGAGAGUCUUACAUAAACCUAAUACUCUGGGUAAUAUUUCUUUGACUUGCAAAAGCAGAAAUAAUAAUCGGGACAAAAAAAAUUUAUCUGAGCAAAUGAUUAAUGAAGGCAAAUCUUUUUGUAGUCCAUCUGCUGGAGACCAAAACAGUAGUGUUUUUUCAGUUCAUAAUAAUGUACCCCUUCCCCAUGAUUUUACAAAUAAAGACUCAGAGACAGAUAAUAAAAUAAAACAAACCUUCAGCAGUAUAGAUGGACAUUCCUUAAAUAAUAAAAUAUCAAUAUCAAAUAGAGAACUGGUAAAUUAUGUACCAAAAAGGAGUUCACACAUUUCUAAUGAAAAUGAUCACCAUUUACAGACUUGUUCAAGAUCAUCAGAGUACAGCACUCCUCUUUCUAGUGCCAUGGAUUUAUAUUCUCCACCUUUUAUCUAUUUGUCUAUUCUAAUGGCCAGCAGACCAAAGAAAAUUACAACAGUGAAGGUCAAAGCAUUUAUUGUAACCUUAACUGGAAAUCUUUCAAGUUCUGGUGGCAUUUGGAGUAUAACAGCAAAGAUUUCUGAUGGUACUGCAUAUCUAGAUGUAGACUUUGCAGAUGAAAUACUUACUAGUUUGAUAGGGUUUUCAGUACCAGAAAUGAAACAGUCAAAAAAGGACCCUCUUCAAUACCAAAAGUUCCUGGAUGGUUUGCAGAAGUGUCAGAGAGAUUUAAUAGAUUUGUGCUGUCUAAUGACUAUUUCAUUUAAUCCUUCCUUGUCUAAAGCAAUGGUACUGGCAUUGCAAGAUGUUAAAACAGAACACCUUGAGAACCUAAAGAAACGACUGAAUAAAUGAUUUACUAAAAUUGUAUUAGAAAACAAUUAAAAACAAAAAUACUUAGAAUUAAACUUGACCUUUUAUGUUUGAAUUUUUUUGUAAAAGAGGAAAAGGAAAUAACUUAUUUCAGUUUAAUUUUGUUUCUUAUUUUUUUGUUUAAUUUUAAAUGUUUAAUCAUGUUUGUGUAUUUAGGCUUUUUAAAUAAAUUUUUUUAUAGUAACUGUUAUAAGAAAGAAUUUGGUGACCCACUGUUAGUGAGAAUUUUGUUUUCCAUUUGUCAAUUCACAUAAGAUGAUUGCUAAAAUAUUGUGUUGGUGUUUAUUGAUGGCUUAUAUGUUAGAAGUUGGCAAUUAUAAAUAGGUAGUUGUACUUCUAAUAUGUUGAGUACCCAAAGAGAUUUUUAAAAAUUACUAUACUUAGGAAAAAAUGUAAAUCCACUGGAUCAGAAUGUCAGGCAUUCAGAUGCAAAAAUGCUUUGCUGGUUUUUAUUUUGCUGAUAGUAAAUAUUUGUCUGAUAUACUUAAGGCAAAUAUUAUGUUAACUAGAUAAUUCAGAGAUUAUAUUGAAUGAUUUAUUUUCAAGGAUAAUUUAUUUCAAAUGGCAUAUCGAAAACUUGAAUAUACGAUCCAGUAAAUACUUUUUUUAGAUUAAAAUAAGGUAUUUGUCCAUGUCUUAGGUAUUAUCCCAUUUCUGAAGUAGCUCUAUAUGUAAGCCUACCUUUAAUUUUGUUAAGAGUCCUGGAUUUUUUUUCUUUUUUUUAAUGGAGACUGUUUACCACUUUCACUUUGCUGUUAAAAAGAUUUGAAAGAUAGUUACUUUUAUUAAUCUUUUGUCUUUACAAAUUUAAAGCAUCUUCAGUUUUUUUUAUUUUCUUUUUUUCUUUUUUAUAGUAACCUCUAUAGCCAGGAUGGGGCUUGAGCUUUGGACCCUGAGAUCAGGUUCAUUAGGGAGUUAGGAAUUUAAGAAACAAAAACAAAGUUAAAAUUAAGAAUUUAGUGAAUGAGUUUAACAUCAGGUGAAAUAAUAGCUGAAGGAAUAGUGAGUUAGGUUUGGUCAGAAGGAAAAAAUUCAAAAUGAUCUAUAUAGAGGGUCCAAAGGAUGGAAAAGAAUCAGGGAAGAGCACAGAGAUGGGCUAACUUUAAUGUAACUGUAGUCCCGAAAGGAGAAGAAAGAAUAUUUGGAGUUAAUGCCUAAGAAAUAUCUAAAAUUUAUGAAAAUCGUCAAGCUACAGGUUUUGGAAGUUCCACAAACCUCAAACAAAAUAUUCAGAAAAUCAUACUUAUGCAAAUAUUACCAUUACUGGAAACUAGAAAAGGAAAAAGGUCUAGAUUGUGAAAGAAAUAAGGCAUGUUCUUUUUUGUUUUUAAAGAUUUUAUUCACUUAUUCACGAAAGACACAGAGAGAGAGAGGCAGAAACACAGGCAGAGGGAGAAGCAGGGGUCCAUGCAGGGAGCGGAUGCGGGACUGGAUCUGGGGACUCCAGGAUCAUGCCCUGGGCCAAAGGCAGGUGCUAAACCGCUGAGCCACCCAGGAAUCCCCCAAAGUAUGUUUCAAAGGGCUAAAUAUAUGGCAAUUGAUUAUUCAGUAAAAACAAUGGCAAUCAAGACAAUGGAAUGGCAUCUUCAAAGUAAUGGAAAAAAAUAACUGCUAAUCUAGAGUUCUGUACAAAGCAAAAGUGUCCUUAACAGUAAAAGUACAAAAGGUAAAAUUAGGAAAAUUUCACACAAAAAGUGAGAAGUUUUUGUGAACAAACUACACAAAAAUUAUGUCAUUAAGCAGAAGGGAAAUGAUACCAAAUAGAAGUUUGGAGUUGUAAGAAGGAAUGAUGAACAACAGGGUAAAUAUGGAGGUUUAAAUUAAUAGUGAUUUUAAAACAAAAAUAAUGUCUCGAGUGUUUAAAAAAACAGAACUAAAGUACAUGAAAACAAUUGCAUGUAAAUUGAGGGGUGGGGAUAAAUGGAAAAGUGUUUUAAGGUCCUUCUGUCUAAGGAAAGGUUAAGCUGUCAUUUUAUAUUAAACUUGCCUGUUAUAAUAUUUAGGGUAACUACACUAAAAGAUUUAUGAAAGUGUAUUACAUAUACUAAUGGUAUAAAAUGGAACAACAGGAAAAAAGUGCUCAACCCAAGAGAAAGCAAGACAGGGAAAAAAAAAAAAACCCCAGGGAAAACAUUUGGGGAGGUGGCACAGUUAAUUCUAAAUGGAUCAGAAAUUGCAGUAAGUGUAAAUGGGGUAAAAUCUUCCAAUAAACCUUUUCGGAUAAUGAUACAACUGAGUUAUAUAGAAGAGACGCACAUAAAAUGUAAGAAUACAGAAAGGUGAAAGGGAAAGUAUGUAGAAAGAUAUAUAAAUAGUAA
This is a messenger RNA of Nyctereutes procyonoides (raccoon dog), 4703 nucleotides long. RefSeq names its product RecQ mediated genome instability 1 (gene RMI1). The record is from RefSeq and is a predicted model, not a curated record. Gene Ontology annotation, cellular component: RecQ family helicase-topoisomerase III complex; nuclear body. The coding region runs from base 343 to 2367 and encodes 674 amino acids. NCBI's taxonomy places the organism in Eukaryota, Metazoa, Chordata, Mammalia, Carnivora, Canidae. Gene Ontology annotation, biological process: double-strand break repair via homologous recombination; resolution of meiotic recombination intermediates. The transcript has 4 exons. Gene Ontology annotation, molecular function: nucleotide binding.